AUUGCUUCGUUACCCCUUUCCGCCGCUGCGCGCCUUCUUACCAAAUUGUUCUCCCGCUUCCAUAUUUACCCCACAGUGCCACUCUCUCUAUCACUGUCGCAGAACCCCCUCAAACCCUAACCCUAGCAACCCCAAUUCUCUUCAUCUCUCUGGCAAAGUCGGCUUUCGUUGAGCUUCUUCCUUCACUAUACUGGUGAAGUACCAAGUAAAUGCAAUGGAUAUGUCUGAUGCGGUGAUUGUCAAAUCAACUAGAUUAAAAUCUGUUGUGUGGAAUGACUUCGAUAGGAUUAAAAAGGGUGACAAAUGUAUUGCUGUGUGUAGACAUUGUAAAAAGAAACUCAGUGGAUCAAGUACCAGUGGGACAUCACAUUUGAGGAAUCAUUUAAUUAGGUGUCAGCGAAGAUCUAAUCUUGGCAUACCUCAACUCUUUGCAGCAAGAGAAAAGAAAAAGGAAGGAACUUAUUUAAAUUUGGAUCAAGAGCAGAAGAAGGAUGAAGCUUUUAACCUUGUGAAUAUCAGAUUUGAGCAAGAGCAGACCAAAGAUGACAUCAUUAACUAUGGAAGUGGUAACUUUGAUCAAAGGCGGAGUAGAUUUGAUCUUGCUCGAAUGAUUAUUUUACAUGGUUAUCCAUUGGAUAUGGUUGAGCAUGUUGGAUUCAGAGUGUUUGUCAAAAAUCUACAGCCAUUAUUUGAGCUUGUGACAUCUGAAAGAGUUGAGGCUGACUGUAUGGAGAUCUAUGGGAAAGAGAAGCAAAAGGUGAAAGACAUGUUGGGUAAAUUGCCUGGUAAGAUCAGCCUUACGGUGGAUAUGUGGGCGUCUUUGGAUGGUACUGAGUACUUGUGUUUGACAGCACACUAUAUUGAUGAGUCUUGGCAGUUAAAUAAGAAGAUUUUAAAUUUUAUUGUCGUUGAUUCUUCUCAUACAGAAGACAAGCAUUCAGAAAUUAUCAUGGAAUCUUUAAUGGAUUGGGAUAUUGACCGUAAUUUGUUUUCCAUGACAUUUGAUAGUUAUUCCACCAAUGACAAUGUAGUAUUUAGAAUCAGAGACAGGCUGUCCCAAAACAAGCUGCUUUCUUGUGAUGGUCAGUUAUUUGAUGUACGCUGUGCAGCAAAUGUUAUUAAUAUGAUGUCUCAGGAUGCUCUGGAAGCACUAUGUGAGAUGACUGAUAAGAUUCGAGGAAGUAUUCGGUAUGUCAAAAGUUCACAAGUAAUACAAGAAAAAUUCAACUCGAUAGUUCACCAAGUUGGAGGUGAGAGUAGGAGGUGCUUAUGCCUAGAUAAUCCAUUGCAAUGGAACUCAACAUAUGUUAUGGUUGAAAUUGCUUUGGAUUACAGGGACGCAUUUGCUCUUUUGCAAGAAAAUGACCCUGUCUACGCCAUGUGCCCGUCUGAUGUCGAAUGGGAUAGAGUGAACAUCAUUACUAGCUACUUAAAGCUCUUUGUUGGGGUUACCAAUGUUUUCACAAGAUUCAAGUCUCCAACUGCAAAUUUGUAUUUUCCUGAGCUUUGUGAAGUAUACUCGCAGCUGAAUGAGUGGUGCAAGAAUGCAGAUGAUUACAUUAGUUCUCUGGCUUUGAAGAUGAGAAGCAAAUUUGAAGAAUAUUGGAUGAGAUGUAGCUUGAGUUUAGCAGUUGCAGUCAUGUUAGAUCCUCGAUUCAAGAUGAAACCGGUAGAUUAUUAUUAUGCCCAAUUCUUUGGCAGUGGUGCUCCAGGCCGAAUUUCUGAUGUUUUUGAGUGUGUCAAAACACUAUAUAAUGAACAUUCAACCUGCUUAGCUUAUGUUGAUCAAGGUCUGGCUUGGCAAGUAGGUGGUAGUUCUCGCUUGCCUGGUUCUGGAAGGGACUUGAGGGAUAGGCUGACUGGUUUUGAUAAAUUUCUGCAUGAAACUACUGAGAUUGAUGGGACAAAGUCGGAUUUGGACAAGUAUUUGGAGGAGCCUCUCUUUCCUCGUAAUGCAGAGUUUGACAUAUUAAAUUGGUGGAAAGUUCAUGCACCUAGGUACCCUAUCCUAUCUAUGAUGGCACGCAAUGUGUUGGGAAUUCCUGUGUCAAAAGUUCCAAUAGACUCUACAUUCAACACUGGAGGAAGAGUGCUCGAUCGUGAUUGGAGUUCAAUGAACCCAGCUACCAUCCAAGCAUUGAUGUGUGCACAAGACUGGAUACGAAGUGAACUAGAAAGUUAAUUUAGGUCAGUUUUGGUUCUUUUAAUGACAUUAUCAGGAUUUACAUCGUUCCUGUAAUUCUGGUGCAAAUUGGGAAGCUAAAUUGUAUUGGUCUUCGUUUCA
This is a messenger RNA of Prunus dulcis (almond), 2284 nucleotides long. Its product is annotated as zinc finger BED domain-containing protein RICESLEEPER 1-like. NCBI's taxonomy places the organism in Eukaryota, Viridiplantae, Streptophyta, Magnoliopsida, Rosales, Rosaceae. The transcript has 2 exons. The coding region runs from base 215 to 2182 and encodes 655 amino acids. The record is from RefSeq and is a predicted model, not a curated record. Gene Ontology annotation, molecular function: DNA binding; protein dimerization activity.